Molecule: messenger RNA, 3412 nt
Organism: Heterotrigona itama
Lineage: Eukaryota; Metazoa; Arthropoda; Insecta; Hymenoptera; Apidae
Source: the annotation of a GenBank genome assembly
AAGAAGACUCCCUCGUUAUCGAGAAUUUUUCUUGGUUCGCAGAGGCAAUUCACGCUGAUACUGCAAGCGAGAGAUGAGGCGAGCACAGGCGUGAUCGAGGAAGCGAGUUUCAGCGGCAUUGUCCUGCCAGGGCCCACGUGGCACACUCUCAAUCAUGAAGGAAGAAACGCUCAUCUAGCUUAUCGCGUUCGGGUCCAGUGCGCGGACCAUUAUUACAACGCGACCUGCACGAAGUUCUGCAGGCCGAGGAACGAUAUAUUCGGCCAUUACACCUGCGACGAGAACGGCGAUAAGGUGUGCAUACAGGGAUGGAAAGGCGCCGAUUGUGAAAUAGCCGUUUGCAAAGAGGGCUGCCACCCAGUGCACGGUCACUGCAACGUGAGCGGCGAGUGCAAGUGUCGACAUGGAUGGCGCGGUGAACUCUGCGACCAGUGCACACCAUAUCCCGGCUGCAAACACGGAUACUGCAACGGCUCCAGCUGGCAGUGUAUCUGCGACACGAACUGGGGUGGUAUCCUCUGCGACCAGGAUCUCAACUAUUGCGGCACGCACGAACCCUGUCAGAACGGUGGCACGUGUGAGAAUACAGCGCCAGAUCAAUACAAGUGCACCUGCCCCGAGGGAUUCUCUGGACCGACUUGCGAAAAAGUCGACAAUCCCUGCGCCUCCAACCCUUGUGUCAAUGGAGCGACCUGCAGAGAACUGGGAGAGAGUGCUCAUUGCGAAUGCGCUCCUGGAUUCUCCGGGCCUUACUGCGCCACGGACAUCGACGAAUGUGCAUCCCAACCUUGCCAGAAUGGAGGCACUUGCGUAGAUGGGAAGAACGGAUUCGCGUGCAACUGUCCACCAGCCUGGCAGGGAAUCCUGUGUCAGUUCGACGUGGACGAGUGCGCCUUGAAGGAAUCCCCGUGCAAGAAUUCGCUGACCUGCGUGAAUCUCGCUGGUGACUACAAAUGUCGCUGCAGGAGUGGUUUCACCGGGAAGAAUUGCACGAAGAACAUCAACGACUGCGUCGGUCAGUGUCAACACGGAGCGCUAUGCAUCGACCUAGUCGACGACUAUCACUGCAGCUGUACCGCGGGAUAUUCUGGCAAGGAUUGCGACGUGGACAUCGACGAGUGUGCCUCGAAGCCUUGUCAAAACGGCGGAGAAUGCAGAGACCUGGUGAACUCUUACGAGUGCGUGUGUCCAGUCGGUUUCACCGGAUAUCAAUGCGAGAUCGACAGGGAUCACUGCAGUCCGAAUCCAUGCAGAAAUUCUGCGCCAUGCUUCAACACGCAAACGGACUACUAUUGCCACUGUCCAGAACAAUGGCAAGGGAAGAACUGUUCCGAACCGGCAGCUCAUAACCCACAAUUUGGCGUCAUGGACGAAGAGUCUGGCUGCGGUAGCGAGGGUACACCAUGCGGAGGCAGAGGCAGAUGCAGCGGCGGUAGAUGUAUUUGCGAUCCUGGAUACACAGGGAUGCACUGCCACGAGAACAUCAACGACUGCAGAGGAAAUCCUUGCUUGAACGGCGGCACGUGCGUCGAUUUGGUUAACUCGUUCCAGUGUAUCUGUAGGGAGGGAUGGACUGGAGAUUUAUGCGAUCAAGACGUAGACGAGUGCACAACCUCCCCUUGUCGCAACAACGGCACUUGCGUGGACGGAGUGGCGGACUUCACCUGCAUUUGCAGAGAUGGUUGGAAAGGGAAAACCUGCGCCCUUCGUGCCGGCCACUGCGAACCUGGUACCUGUCGCCACAGUGGAACUUGUCAAGACCGUGGAGAUGGAUUCACUUGUCAUUGUCCUCCAGGAUGGGAAGGGGCUGCCUGUCACAUAGCGUCGCCAGCGUGCGCGAGUAAUCCUUGCGAGAACGGAGCGACCUGCGUGAAUACCGCCGAUGGCAAUUACAGAUGCGUCUGUCGCGAAGGUUUCGAGGGUCCGAACUGUCGUCGAGACGUAGACGAUUGUCAACCUUUACCGUGUUUAAAUGGAGGCAAAUGCGUAGACGGAAUCAAUUGGUUUAGGUGCGAAUGUGCGCCAGGUUUCACUGGCCCUGAUUGUCGGAUAAACGUGAACGAAUGCGCCAGUGAUCCCUGCAUGAGUGGAUCAACGUGCGUAGACGGUAUAGCGAGCUACUCCUGCAUCUGUCCGCCAGGAAGAACCGGAGUUCGCUGCGAGAUCCGCACCGCGGGUGGUCCAGGAUGUCCCGUAGCCAGCUGGGACGACGACUGCAACAUCUGCGAGUGCAGAACCGGCAAGAAUCAAUGUAGCAAUAUCUGGUGCGGUCCUGGGAACUGUUUGAACGGUACAUCGUGCCUAGCUCACGAGGUCUGCGUACCUAGUCCAAGCGAGAGUUGUCUAGCUCCGUCGUGUCCAGCUUGGGGUGAAUGUCGUCCAGUAGAAACCGGAAGAAGAGUAGGACCACCUGCUUUGCCUGCGCCGCCUUCUUGUUGGCCUGGACAGGCCACGCCAGGUCCAACCUGCUCCAGAUUAACCAUUUUGUUAAGAAGAGACACCCUCGCCACAGGCACAUCCGUCGAGAUCCUCUGCAGACGGUUGAGGAAACUACUAGCUGAUCCAAGAAGGCCACAAUCCAUCGUUCUUCUGUGCGAUCUUAAACCUGGAGACAACGAUACAGUGGAAGUGACUAUCUUCUCCGAAGCAGCCGCGGACGCCGCCAGAGAUCUAGGCGAAGCUCUCAGCAGACCUCUGGGCAGACCUCUCGCUCUGGCCUCCGUGCUGGAGGUCAAAGUGGAGACGGCCUUGCUCAGCGAACCAAGUUCCGUGAACUCGAACAGCGCCGGUAGCUACGUGGCCGUUCUAGGCGGAGCUCUGGCAACAGUUUUAGUCCUCGCGCUGUUUGGUGGACUGUGGUAUCUUAAAACGGUCAGGCAGAGAUCGAGUUUGACCGCAACGACCAGCAGCGAGACCUCGUUGCAUCGACACCGUAGCGAUUUGGACGAGAAGUCGAACAAUCUUCAAAACGAGGAGAACCUGAGGAGAUACGCGAAUCCUUUAAAAGAUCAGGAUCAAGGAGAACCAAGGGUCUCGGUAGUGAGACCUCUGUCUGGAACUUCGUUGGCUCUUGGUGCGACAGAAGAAAGUUUAGAGAUGGUCUCCGAGGACAGUAGACAUCGUUUGCCACCGCUUUAUAAACCUCCGAGCGCGGAAGCCAGGAACAAUACUGCCAGUUUCACGUACGAGGAAGGACCCCACAAGCCGUACAGCAAACCCAAACUUCAGGAGCCGACGUAUUCUUCUCAUCAGCAACCGGGCACUAGCCAGACUUCAGGAUCCCAUCAAGUACUCACGGUUCACGUGUAACACGAUGGACUUGCGAAUGUUUAAAUACAUCCAUUUUUCAAGAAAAAAAUUGUCCAUAUUUUGGAUGAAGAGAAUAGCUGCCAAGGACAUUAAGGAAGAAUGA